AUGGCCCGUGGAAUGUAUUUUGCCUUUAACAAGGAUGAGCGUCGAGAAGCACUUACUGAAUUAGCCGGGGAAAAGAAAUGGUUUUGCAAAACUCGUGACGAUGAGCAAAAACUGCUGGCCAAAAUGACGAAUCUGGUACAGGAGACAUUUUCAUGUAUUCGAACUGUUAUAGAAUUUGCAGCGCAAAAACAAACAAUCAACAAGAAGAAAGUGGAGGAACAACAAAUUUUUGUAACGAUGCCAUGUAAAAUCAUAUGUAAACUUGAGGGCAUUCAUCAAAUUCUUGCUUCUAGAUAUGAGCGAUUAACAAUUGAGCUUAAUCGGAUGACGGAGCAGCGUCUUACUGCUUCAUCCAUAUAUGACGCUCUUGCCCAGGUUCUCUUAACUGAGUUCAUUUUUACGGCAGCUUUAUGUUACGGUAUGUGGCGUGUGGGCGAUGCUAAUCCGGGGCGUCUUGCUGCGUUGGCGAUCAACAUGCUCUAUAUGUGCGUUACAUCGAUUAGCAUUGGUUUUCACAUGACAGGUGCGGCAACAGCUCGGAAAAAUGCCGAUGAAAUGAAUGCAAUUCUGGAUGAAACGCCAAACAUUGAGUGUAACAUCAAUAGGCACAAAGAGAGCAUGCUGGCACCACGUGGACUUGGUACCAUCGAAUUCAAGGAUAUUCAUUUUGCUUAUCCGAGCAGACCUGAUAUUGAGGUUUUGCGAGGAGUCUCAUUUACGGUAUCAGCGGGUGAGCAUCUUGCAAUUGUUGGCCCAAGUGGUUCUGGAAAAAGCACUUUAACUGCUUUGAUGCUACGUUUCUAUGAUCCGACAAGUGGUCAUAUUACAUUGGAUGGUUUCAAUUUGAAACGUCUGAAUCCAGAUAAUUUGAGAGCGCAGCUUGGUUUGGUCAGUCAAGAGCCUGUUCUUUUUGAUGGUACCAUAAGUGAUAAUAUUCGGUACGGGCGUCUGGAUGCAACACAAGCGGAAGUCAAUGAGGCGGCACGAAAAGCCGAAGCAUGGCAAUUUAUUUGUGCUCUACCGGAAGGGAUGAAAACUCGAGUUGGCGACCGUGAUAAUAUUCGGUACGGCCGUCUGGAUGCGACACAAGCGGAAGUCAAUGAGGCGGCACGAAAAGCCGAAGCAUGGCAAUUUAUUUGUGCUUUGCCGGAAGGGAUGAAAACUCGAGUUGGCGACCGCGGUCUUCAGUUGUCUGGUGGCCAGAAGCAACGUGUUGCGAUUGCACGUGCAGUAAUUCGUGAUCCGUCGGUGAUGAUUUUCGAUGAGGCUACAUCGGCACUGGACACGAAGCAUGAGGUUGAAGUGCAGAAAGCAAUCGACGCCGCCAGUCAAGGUGUUACUACCGUCACAAUAGCACAUCGACUGAGCACAGUUCGCAAUGCGGAUCGCAUAAUCGUUUUGGAGUGUGGGCAAAUUGUGGAGGAAGGGAGCCCGGAAGAAUUGCUAGCGAACAGAGAUGGUCGUUUUCAUCGGAUGUACAACGAUCAGAAGCUCGAUUCGCUGGCUGUUGAUAAGCUGGUCGCAAAUCCUCGUGCUCGGGCCAAAGUUUCUUUGGCUUCACACUUCUCGAUGACCCCCUUCGAUUUUAUUGAUGCCGAAACAUAUCGCCGUGCCUGGGCGCGUUCCUCACUGGGAGCCCAUAAACGAUUGGGUAAAUCGUAUACCGUACUCAGUACCAAUCGUGCAAAAUUAGCGCUACCGGUGAUGUCCAAGAAACGGAGCGGCAUGGAUACACCGUUCAAGACCAAUAUCAUGGAGGUAGCAAUGGAGGAUAAAGCUGCCUACGAUGAUGACACUUCGCUCCCAGGAAAAAAGACAAAUUUUAAUGCUGUUUGGAAUUUGAUCAAGAGCUACAAGGGCGGAUAUUCACAUUUGAUUCUUGCUAUUCCGGCCACCAUUCUUCGUGGAUUUUUCUUCCUUCUUGUCUGCUUUGAAGUAUCGUCGGUGCUUGAGAUAGCACUUGCUUCAAAUGAAGAAGUGGCCCAGCAAGUGUUUAUUACUGCAGCAGUCUAUACAGCGCUGAUUAUCAUCAAAACAAUGUUCGAGGCUGUUGGGCGUCUAUUUAUUGCACUGUACGGACAUGGCUUUUGUGGUUACAUGCGCAGCGAAAUGUUUCGUCGGGUACUGAGACAUGGCGCAGCUUACUUUGAUGAAGAAGUCAAUACACCAGGACGCCUGGCCCAUAAACUCAUUUCCGAUACAACUACUCUAAACAGGGUAAGUUUACUUAUUGAAAUAAACAAUUCUAAAUGCAAACCUGCGCACAGUUUUAAGCCAGGGACGCAAAUUAUUGCUACAGGCGGACACAUUACCCCUUUGAUCGUCCAUCACUAAUU
Molecule: messenger RNA, 2336 nt
Organism: Gongylonema pulchrum
Lineage: Eukaryota; Metazoa; Nematoda; Chromadorea; Rhabditida; Gongylonematidae
Source: the annotation of a GenBank genome assembly